Trichomycterus rosablanca is the source of this 13662-nucleotide messenger RNA. RefSeq names its product Snf2-related CREBBP activator protein (gene srcap). Gene Ontology annotation, cellular component: Swr1 complex. Gene Ontology annotation, biological process: chromatin remodeling. Lineage: Eukaryota; Metazoa; Chordata; Actinopteri; Siluriformes; Trichomycteridae. Gene Ontology annotation, molecular function: ATP binding; ATP-dependent chromatin remodeler activity; histone binding. The record is from RefSeq and is a predicted model, not a curated record. The transcript is spliced from 34 exons. The coding region runs from base 317 to 12211 and encodes 3964 amino acids.
CCUUCAACAAGAAUUUAGUAAAAGAAAAGUGCUCGGAAAUUUCAGAUGCAGUGGUAACAUAGAUCUCAGCAUCCUGGAAGUGGAAGGUACAGAAGAGACUGAGCCUACACCACAUACAGGUCCUCUGUAUAGCAAAGGCAGUUCCGAAAGAGGAGGUCUUGGGGAGGAGGUGGUGCAGCAGUGCACCCCUCCGGCUGUGGCUGUGCCGGGUGGCAUCCCUGCGGCUACGCAGAAUGUGGCCGGGCCACCCCAGCAUGCCCUGCAGCCGGUCGCAGCUGCCUCACUACCACCUACACUGGUUGACCCUGCCGAUGAGAUGGAGCAGCCGAAAACCAACAUACAGGCUCCAGAUCAAGAGAAGACCACCACAGUGUCUCAGCAAAACUCCAACACCAUGGAGCCAGGGCAAAAAUCUAACUUGGAUUUCAAUACUCAGGCUAUCCAGAGACAGUUUAUUUCAUCACCUGUUGGACAUUCACAAAAUCUGUCAGACAAACUUUCAGCCUGUGAGGCAGAAGGUCUUAGAGAGCAAAAUGUACAUUACGGGUGUAACAUUGAGAAAGCAAGCCUUGCACACACCGAUAUCAACAUGGCAGAGGACAUUGGUACCGGCCAUUGCCAAGAUAGGACUUCUAAUCCAGCAGUUGCCGGGGACAUUGCUGUUGUUGGAAUGGAAAGAGAUUCCAUGGCUCCAGAAAAUGCAUAUCCAGAAUACAAACCAGAGACUGGUAAGGAAGAAGUAUGUGGAACAACGCACACAAGUCAACAAACCACAUAUAUUCCACCAACUCAGUCUAGCUCAACAGUCUCCACUGCCUGUGAAACAACAGACCAAGACCACACGCAGCAGAUCCAAACGACAACGCUUAUGCAUUCAACUCAAGACAGUGUUUUGCCUGAGUCUGAUGUCCAGCAGGUUGAGCAACAGCCCCUCACAGCAAAAAGCAUCUCACCCAGCUCAGAUAUAUUUAGUAAUGUGGAAAACGUCAUGGAUGAACCCAAUAAAGAAGUGGUUGCAGUCACGGAAGAAAGUACUAUUAGUACAAAAUCAGACUCAAAAGACUUGUCAGCUAAGCAAGGACAGACUUUGUUUGGACUACCCAUUUCAUCAGGCAAUGGAAAUGACAACCCAAACUACACCGAUGAGCAUGAUGGAUACCUCCCCAAAAGUGUUCAACAACCGCCCAUUAUUGCAGUUUCCCCAGCUAAUGCUACCUUCUCUCAGAAAACACCUGGUCCUUCUAACCAGUCAAAAACCACACACGCCACACAAGAGAACCAGCUGAGUCAGGACUGUGUGAAUUGUACUGGAUCGCCUAAAUCUCUCUUAACAGAAAACAAGACUGGUGCAAGUGGGAGCUUGGAGAUUAAGUCUCAGUCUUUCGAUGGACAUCAGUUUGGCAGUGUGGCUGAUACAGAAGUGUGUUAUGAUAUUUCUAUUGAAGAACCAAAGGAUGGGACAUGCUCUCAAACUGUGGAGGCUCCUGAUGUGACCGAAGGGUCCCAUAUAGUGGUUUGUACCUCUUCAGAUGUGAUUAUUCAACAGAAUGACUGUGCCAACAGUAUGCAGGUGGCUCUGUGUCAAGAUCACCAACUGAGUGAUAGCUUUGUGCUCUUGCAUAAAAACAAACCUACAAAUUCUGAGGAUCUAGGGUUAGACUCGGGUCAGGUCAACAGCGACUAUUUAAUUCCACAAGAGCAAGAAUCCAUUCCAACAGAACAUAAGCUCCAACAAAUAGUAUGUCUAAAUGAUGUAACUGUGGAUGAAAAACAAGAGGAGGGUUUAGAGGCUUCCUCUGGACUACACACGGUUGAGGUGAAAGAUUUCAUUGACGUAGGCAUUUUGGUUCAGCCUGGAAUGGAGGACACAUGGUUAGUAGUAAGUGAGUCCUCUACACUGUUAGAUGGGCAAAGCACUGAGGAUACUGACAUGAUGGACAUUAGCACAGAGACCAUGGUGCAUUGUCCCGAAACUCAGACGUCUGUUUCUGUCUAUGAGUGUACGGUGCCCUGCUUUCCUGCGGGGGAUAUUGAUGAAGAUGUUAAGCUGCUGUUAACAGAUAAAGAAAUGGAAGAUUCUGUGCACAAACUGGCUUUUGAGCCUUUAACAGAAACGUUGAAUGAGGAGGUUAAUAUUAUUUCCAUUAAUCAACAAACUGCUCUAACUCCACAAGAAGUUUCACCUUAUCAGAACAAUUUAAUCCCUGUGGACAAUAUUUGCAUGAGGACUGUGGUUCCAAACUCCACUGUUUGCUCAAAUGUUAAAAAUGCAGUUACGGUGUUAGAUCCUACCCCAAUCAACAAUUUCUCUACUGUGCAAGAGAAACUGACAGAACACAAAUCAGAUGUGUCUCCAGUUUCUCUCCCAGCUGGUGUUAUAGAUCCAAAGCUUCUUAUCUUGAAGAAAGGUGAGACUCCUUUCCUUAAACACCCUCAAACAUUAUCUGUAAUUUCCAAAAAGCAAAGUCCUUCUGUCUUAUCAGGCACCCCCAGUGAUGGGCUAGACACAGUCUGUAUUGAGGGCUUUUCUGAAAAUGACUCAGCCCUGGAGAUUGCAUCUGAAAAGGCAGUCUUUGUGCCUCCUACUUGUUCAUCUUUAAAAGAUGAGUGUCUGAGAGAGUCUUCACUCAUAUUAGAAUCUACUGAGUGUGAGGACCAAAACCCCCAAGAAAAGCCUCUCUUAGAUGCGUCUGUGUCUACUCUAGAUCAAAACUCACCUGACCUGCUUCGAAGGUCAGUCAGUGAGUGUGGUGCCAUUACUGAACAAAACCAGUCUACACAAUGUCAUGCCAAGCAACCAUGCCAAGAUUCCAUGAAAUUGAGAGGGGAGGUGGAAGUGGAGGAGCAGCACUCACCAGUUCAACUUUUGGGAAAAACGAAAGGUGUACAGCACAACAGUGUGGGGCAGCUUGAUGCUUCUAUGGAAGAGAGCAGUGAGGGAGAAGGAGACAGCUCUUUGGAAACCCAGACUAACAACAGCAUGGUUACUUCCAGUCCCUCACAAAACAAGGUUCAUCGGUGGAUAGCUGGUCGAGGUACAACAGGUUCUACUCCCUCUACCUCUCGUACACCGUCACCACCUCCUACUUCAUCAUGCAGUGACUGGAUCCAGCCUUACAGCGACAGAGCUUUACCUAGCUGCAGCUCUCCUGGCAAACACACUUCACAGAGUUCUAGUGGAGCCUCCCAGUCCGAUCAGUCAUUAUACCAGCGGCCUCGCUUGGAGAAACACAGUGAUAUGGCAGAACUUGCCAAACAUGAAGCAGAGAUUGAGCAUCGGACACUCGCUUUGAAACGAGAGGGCUUUUGGUCCCUAAAACGUUUGACUCGUGUGGCAGAACCAGUCAGGCCAAAGGUGCACUGGGACUAUCUUUGUGAGGAAAUGCAAUGGCUUUCUGCUGACUUUGCACAGGAAAGACGCUGGAAGAGAGGCGUUGCCAGAAAAGUGGUACGGAUGGUUAUGCGACACCAUGAAGAGAUAAGGCAGAAGGAGGAGAGGGCUAAGCGUGAAGAGCAGGCUAAACUAAGAAGGAUUGCUUCAUCUAUUGCAAAGGAGGUUCGCACGUUCUGGAGCAGUGUAGAAAAGUUAGUCCAGUAUAAACAACAGUCUCGCCUGGAGGAGAAGCGCAAAAAAGCCCUGGAUCUCCAGCUGGACUUCAUUGUUGGCCAAACAGAGCGCUACUCAGAUCUGCUCAGCCAGUCCUUGCAGGCCACUCCUGCAGCUUCCAGUGUUCCUUCCCGACCCAGUCAGCUUAACGUUGCUGAUGAGGAUGAUAUAGACUUCGAACCACCAUGUGAGGAAGAAGAUGACGAGGAGACAAUCGAAGUGGAGGAGCAGCAAGAUGGAAAUGAUGCCGAGACCCAAAGAAAAGAGAUCGAGUUACUGAAGCAGGAGAGCAUGCUUCCGUUGGAUGAGCUCCUCAGUACCCUCACUCUUCCCCAGGGCUCACUGACAGAGGAAGAGCUUUCGGAUGAUUCCUGCUUAGCUGUUGAAGAUGAUGACAAGGAGUUUUCAGCUAAUGAGGAGGAUUCUGAAGAUGUUGAAGACACCAUAGCAGCCCAGGAGGUGAUUGAGGGAGAUGAAAACCAUGCAGAUGAACUUGAUGACUUGGCCAGAGAGGGUGAAAUCAGUAUUGAAGAGUUGCUGGAGAAGUACACGGGAGCGUAUGCUUCCGAUUUUGAAGAGCCCUCAGUAUCACCAGAGCCCUCAGAAGACUCUGAUGGAACAGAUGAUGAGGAAGAGGAACAGACUGAGAGGGAUGACAGUGAGGACGAAAGUGCCGCAUCUUCAGCUGAAAACACUGAUGAAGAGGAGGUAACAGAAGCAGAAAAAAGCAAAGAGGAAGAUGGGGAUGAUGAUGCAGGAGAAGGAAUGGAGGCUUUACUGAGGGAAGGUGAUCAAAGCCCCUCUAGCUCCACAUCUCAACGUCCCAAAAAGGAAAUCAGCCAUAUAGCUGCUACUGCCGAAAGCCUGCAGCCUAAAGGAUACACACUCGCCACAACUAGUGUAAAAACACCUAUUCCAUUCUUACUUCAUGGCAGCCUGCGUGAGUACCAGCACAUUGGACUGGACUGGUUGGUCACAAUGUAUGAAAAAAAACUUAAUGGUAUCUUGGCGGAUGAAAUGGGUCUUGGUAAAACUAUUCAGACUAUUGCUGUAUUGGCACAUCUUGCUUGUGAAAAAGGUAAUUGGGGACCUCAUCUCAUCAUUGUGCCCACCAGUGUGAUGCUGAACUGGGAGAUGGAGCUGAAGCGCUGGUGCCCUGGGUUUAAAAUUCUCACUUAUUAUGGUAGCCAGAAAGAGCGCAAACUUAAAAGACAGGGCUGGACCAAACCAAAUGCCUUCCAUGUGUGCAUCACCUCAUAUAAGUUAGUUUUGCAAGACCAUCAAGCAUUCAGACGCAAGUCCUGGAAAUAUCUCAUUCUGGACGAGGCACAGAACAUUAAAAACUUCAAGUCCCAGCGUUGGCAAAGCCUGCUGAAUUUUAACAGUCAUCGAAGGCUGCUGCUCACUGGCACGCCACUUCAGAACAGUCUAAUGGAGUUGUGGUCACUCAUGCACUUCCUCAUGCCGCACGUCUUCCAGUCGCACCGUGAGUUCAAGGAGUGGUUCUCCAACCCACUGACUGGUAUGAUUGAAGGCAGCCAGGAGUACAAUGAGGGACUUGUGAAACGGCUGCAUAAGGUGCUGAGGCCCUUUCUUCUCAGACGAAUCAAAGCAGAUGUGGAAAAACAAAUGCCCAAAAAGUACGAGCAUGUUGUGCGAUGUCGCCUCUCCAAACGACAGCGCUUCCUUUACGAUGACUUUAUGGCACAGGCUUCAACAAAGGAAACUCUCGCCAGUGGUCAUUUCAUGUCUGUGAUCAACAUCCUGAUGCAGCUGCGUAAAGUGUGUAACCACCCCAACCUGUUUGACCCUCGGCCCAUCCACUCUCCCUUCAUCAUUAGGCCUAUCAUCUACUCCACUGCCUCCCUGGUUCUGCAGGCCUCGGACAAAUCCCCUUUUCAGCACUGUGACAUUUCCAUCUUUGAUCUGGUCAAUCUGGAGGGAUGCGUCUCUCGAUAUCAAGCAGAUGUUUACCUUCCUCAUAGAAAAGUGACUCGCCAGCUCAUUCAGGAGAUCAUGGAGUCCCCCGAGCCUCCACCCAGACCCAAACCUGUUCGCAUGAAGGUCAACAGGAUGCUUCAGCCACUCCCUAAGUCUGAUGGGCGUUUAGCAGGGACAGAAAACAACCCAAAGCCCACAUGUCCAGUCUCGCCUACUGUCCAGCCUCCAAGGCCUCCUCCUAACACAGAGGUCUGUCCUGCUCCUGCACAGCCAGUCCCACCAGUCUGUCCUGCUACUCCAGUUGCUACUCCAAGACCGUCAGUGUCACAAAGUGUCUCUUCAGCAGGAGCUGCAAAUCCCAUCAUGAGUGUUCGACCCCCACCACCGUCCAUUGCCCCUGCUCCACUGGCUUCCACUCAACCUGCCAGUAAUGUUGUGACUCAAAGGGUCCUUCUCAGCCCUGAUAUGCAGGCCAGAUUGCCAUCUGGAGAGGUGGUUAGUAUCGCCCAACUUGCCUCCUUGGCCGGUCGUCCAGUAUCAUCCAGUCAGGGCAGCAAGCCAGUCACAUUUCAGUUGCAGGGCAACAAGCUCACACUCUCUGGUGCCCCACCUCCUCCCCAGCCACAGGCCAUUCAAGGAAAUGUAGUUCAUCUGGUAUCCAGCGGUGGGCAGCACCACCUUAUUAGUCAGCCAGCUCAGGUUGCAGUUCUCCAUACACUUAGUCAGUCAGGUAGCAUCUCAGCAAAUCCCAACCCAGCAAGCACUACCCCAACCUGCUCUGGACUAGUGUUACCCCUCACUGCCGCUCAAGUACCAUCAUCCAGAGUAAGUGGACCAGGAAUUGUUAAGAUUGUUGUUCGUCAAGCACCAGGCAAAGAGGGUGGGCAGGUCCCCACUCUGGCUGUGUCUCCUUCUCUUCGUGUUGCUGCUCCUCAGUCUGUCUUGCUGCACCCACAUGGUACUCCAAGCCCUGUGUUGAGACUGCCUACUCCUCAACCGCCUCCCCAGAGGCCUCCUGUUUACACUGCUUCACCUCGAGCCUCUACCGCAACCCCUAGUCAACCUCCACCUACCCGUCCUGUGGUCAAGGUGCAGGAGGAGCCGACAACAAGCUCUGACUUAGCUAAGGUGAAAGCUUCAUCAGGCCCUGAGGAGAGCAGUAGUAAUGUCACCUCGCAUGUAGGCAAUCAGAAGCCUGCGGCAUCAUCUCAAAGCAAUGCAGUUAGAUGUCAGCGCCCCCGAGUCCAACCUCCACCACGAUCUCCCUUCCACAUGUCAUUGCUUGAGGACCGGCUUAAGGCUCACCGGGAUGAUCGGAUAUCUCAGAUCUUUCGAAUCAAUGAAUUGCACUGUAACAGCAAACCUGUGUAUGGAAAAGAGGUUUUGGACUUUCUCACUUUUCUACCCGGACCUAAUCCAACUCCAACCCGUCCCAUACUUAACACAUGGAGCCAUUCAGGCUACAGCUCUUGCCUCAUUUCUCAAUCCCAGCUUAAGCAUGAUCACCAGGACAGCUGCAAAACCUUGAGAAAAGUCAUUCACAGCUCUGAGGAAAGACUGCAGAUGAUGAGCGAGAUCCUAGACAGGUUCACGUUUGUCAUUCCUCCAGUGGAGGCCAAGCCCAUCACCAUGCACUGCUGCCAUCCUCCACCUUCCCUCAGCCAUCAACAGACUCUUGUCUCUGCGGUUCUCUCAGCUCAUCUUUAUCCUCUCAUGCAUCUGAUGCACCACAUCCAAUGCAAUAUGCGGACCCACUUCCCUGACCUAAGACUCAUCCAGUAUGACUGUGGUAAGUUGCAGACUCUUCACCUCCUGCUCCGGAAAUUGAAGGCUGAGGGUCACAGAGUGCUUAUCUUCACUCAGAUGACCCGUAUGCUGGAUAUACUGGAACAAUUUCUCAACUAUCAUGGACACAUUUACUUACGACUGGAUGGUAGCACACGAGUGGAGCAGAGACAGGCCCUGAUGGAGCGCUUUAAUGCAGACCGCCGGAUCUUCUGUUUUAUCCUGUCAACCCGUAGUGGAGGUGUGGGAGUAAAUCUGACAGGGGCGGAUACAGUGGUGUUUUAUGAUAGUGAUUGGAACCCUACCAUGGACGCUCAGGCUCAGGAUCGUUGCCAUCGAAUUGGACAAACCAGAGAUGUUCACAUUUACAGACUAAUCAGUGAACGCACUGUGGAGGAGAACAUUCUUAAAAAAGCCAAUCAGAAGAGGAUGUUGGGAGAUAUGGCAAUUGAAGGUGGUAACUUCACAACUGCAUUUUUCAAAGAGCAAACCAUUCGGGAGUUGUUUGAUGUGAGUGAGGCAGAAAAAAAGGAAACGGAAGCACUUGCCCCACAGCUGGAUGAGGAGGAAUCCGUUAAUAAACAACAAACAAAUAUUUUAGAGCAGGCUUUAUGCCGUGCUGAGGAUGAGGAGGACAUAGUAGCCGCAUCCCAAGCCAAAGCAGAGCAGGUGGCUGAACUUGCAGAGUUUAACGAAAAUAUUCCUCUGGAUGACGGUGAGAGCAGAGACCCGGAGGAGGAGGAGCUUUCCAAGGCUGAACAGGAAAUUGCUGCUCUUGUUGAACAGCUCACUCCCAUUGAACGAUAUGCCAUGAAUUUUCUGGAGGCAUCUCUUCAGGAUAUUUGCAAAGAAGAACUGAAACAAGCAGAGGAGCAAGUUGAAGCUGCAAGAAAGGGACUGGAUCAGGCCAAGGAGGAGGGUCUAAAACUGCAUCAAUCGGAUAACGAUGAUGAGGAUUCUGUGCCUCACAGUCCCGAGGAGCACCACCCAGCUCGUCGCACACGCAAACACAAAGAGAAAGGUGCCCCCUCUACAAGGGUCAGCGGCAGACUUAGAGGAACGCCUGCUAAACUGGACGAUCUGCCUGCAACACAUCAAUCGCCAGAAAGGGAAAAAGGGAGAAAAAAAGAAUCGCCGAUCUCUGAGACCAGUGCAAGCCAUGCUCCUGGGUCUAGCUCCAGGUGCAAGUCUCCUCAACCCAGAGAAGUGCCUGAAAGACAACGUAGUACUCUGCGAGGAAGAGGGGCAAACAAGGAACAAGUGACCUCAGCAACACCACCCCAGACUGAGCACAAAAAACCCCAAACUGAUCAGCAGCCUUCUGAUUCAGAAACAUCGGUUUCACCUAAACAAGUCUUUGGUUCAAAACCCACUUUAGCACCAUCCCAAAAUCAGCACCCCGUUUCUCCAAGUUUAGUGCCUUCAGCUGCUGCUUUUGCAACAGUGGAAAAAAGUCCCAGUGGAACUUCUGCCAAUAAACGUGAAGCAGGGGCACAGUCAGACACCUCUCAACAGGGGGUAAGAGAGAGGAAGGCAUCACUAUCUUCUGAUUCUGUAUGCUCACCUGAACCUCAGCCAGAGCAGAACAGCCAGCAUUCACCCAUAUUUUCAAUGGCAUCUCCACAGUCACGUUCACCGCGUAAGCGCCAGUCUGCUGAUGGAGAAGUCUUAAAGAACCUUCCAGAGGAUUCACCAUCUGCUAAGGUUCUUAGAAAGCUUCCUGGCCGCCUUGUCACUGUGGUGGAAGAUAAGGAACCAAAGCGGAGGAGGAGGGGUGAGAGUGGAAGUGGUGGAGUACAUACCGAAGGUUCAUCAGAAGAGACUGAGCAAGCAGAGUUCACCCAAGAUGCAACCCCCUGUUCUCCUGAUCGACAAAGCCAGUCAGUCAAAGAUAACUUUCUACCUAAAUCACCAUCCAGAUCCCCCUCACAGGUGCAGCCAGGACAGGAACAGGUCUCACCAUCAUCGCGAAGUCCAGGAAGAAGCUACCACCCCUACUCCCCUACACAUCAUUCACCAGACAUGCCUGUUCUUCGGAACUUACCAGUGCGUCGGCGCUUAGAAACAGAGUCUCGAAUGGCUGCUCAGUUAGGUGAACAGUUCCUUGGUAGAGGCAGGGGGCAUGACCGACGCACUCCUCUGUCACCAAAGAAACAGGAGCCCAAUUCAUCCAAGGAUGACACUGCUACCCCUAAUGUUGUGUCUUGUUCAAGUGCAACCAGUACUACACCUUUGAAGCGUAAAAGGGGUAGACCUCCCAGGAUUCAACCCACCACACCAGAAGCUACAGAACACAACACCUCUGUGGCCCAGAAGCAAAAAAGUGAAAGUCCACAAAGUCCUCCCUUGUCACCAAAACGUAAAAGGGGUCGUCCACGCAAAACUUUAUCACCAAAUAUAGGCAGUGGUAAAUCUGGUGAGGGGGUAAGCAGUCCUACGAACUUAUCCAUACCCAGUUCAGAGGAAAGCGUCCUUCCUGUUCAGCCUACAGUUUUGCCCUCCGAGAGCCCAGUAGUAAACUCUCCAGCGAUUGCUUCUUCUGCUUCAUCUAAAGCUGUGGAUUUGCAUCAGCAGCCUAAAACAGACUCUGAAAAUCAACUCACUACACCCAUUUCCCCGUCUUCACCACCUUGUGACUCUUGCAUAAUGCAAACCUCUACUUCAAAACUGCCAUCUGAAAAUGCAAGCCUAAAGGUCUCAGCUCUGGAAUGUAACUCGCAAGCUGUUUCACCUACUGCUUUACCGCAGGACCUUCAGACAUCCAAUUUCAGUCAAACCAACACAGAGCUUUCACUACAGCCCGAUACAACCCCAAGGUCUACUCCUGACCAACAACCUACAUCUUCUAUAAAAUCUGUUUCUCAAGGUAGUUCUGUAACCACAGCGCCCUCAAAUGACCAAGCAAAAGACUCUCCAAUGCAAUCUAAUCAGAGUGAAGCUCCUCCAAAAGUCCCAACUAUACCUGCCGAAUCGUCGUCACAGCCCUCCCUUGAAAACUCGGCAACUGAAGAUUCUUCAAUAAAAGCAUCUGUUAGUCCCGUAAAGUCCCCAACCAUGCCUGAUGAGCCCACAUCUGAACCCAUUAACACCACUGUACAGCCAUUACUAAUUGAUAACUUGACUUCACCUUUUGUUGCACCCAGUAACAUGAUGCAAAAUACAAGUAAUUCCAGCCAACCAAAGACUGUUCCAGCUUCAAGUCAACCAGCAGAAACAGCUCUUACAGAUUCAAGCCAAACAUUAACAUCUAAAACUUCCCCAGAAUCACCUAAAAUGACAACUGAAGUGUCUCAGCCAUUACCAGCUGUUUGCCCGAAAACUUCAUCUAUUCAGUUCCCUGCGGAACAGCCUGAAACUAAGAAUCAGCAGGAACCCAGGGGAUCAACAGAAAGCAGUUUGAUUAAAAACACAGAAGAAAUGGAAGUGGAGGAUUCUGGGAAGUUUGAGCAAUUAGAGAAAAAUAAUAGCCAAUCACAAGGAAAAAAAAGGAAAAUGGAAAACUUACAAGAGGAUAAAAUGUUUGAGGAACUCACAGUUUUGGAAACAGAAAUGCCAACUACGUCUGAGAGUGAUAGAGCAGAUAAGUCAUUAGAGGAGGAGAGUGUGACAGAGGGGCAGAAAAGAAAAAAUGAGUGCAGAAAACAAAGCAUCAGCAGACAAAGUAGUCAGGAAUCGGUCUGCUCCUCCUCUCCGUCCUCUGUUUCCUCUUGCAAUACUCGUUCAUCAUGGUCAAAAAAUGCUGAAGAAAGUGGUGUCCCUGCAAAGCGAAAACGAGUGGAAAGGGACUCAAAAAAAGCAAGUGCAGACAGAGAGACUGAUGAGGAGCCAGUGACACCUGCUAGAAAACAGUGUUCCAACUCAUCUUCCUCUUUCUCAGACUCAGAAGACUCAGCUGUCCAGGAGAGACGCCUUACUCGCUCAUCACAAAAAGUCUUGGAAAAGGAGAGCAAGUGUGACAAAGAUAACGAGCACAAGAAAGGACGAAGAAAGUCAGGCAAGAAGGUGGCUGCAGAAGAGGAAAGCACUGGAGCUACACCUGUUAGACUAACUCGUAAGUCUUUACAGCUGUCAGCUCCAACCUCACCUGAGCCUGAGGUACUAAGCAAACGCUGCUCAGCCCUUAAUGCUGCUGCCAAGCUUUUGGCUAUGAGGGGAAGGGGACCAGAUUCACCCAGUUCUAGUGGCAAGGGUAAGAUGUCACAAGAACAACAAAUGGCUUCUGUAAAAAACAUUAAACCUAAAGGCAAGACUGAAGUAGACUUUCCUAAGACAAAUUCAAGUGAUAAAAUCAGUAGUGGUCAGCAAAGCUUUUCUCGAUUAACAGAUUCCCCAACUGCUCCUGGGGUAGGUCACUCUCCUGCUCGUUCUACUCGUCAGCGACCAGGAAACCUGGUCACUCCCUUAGACACUGAAACAAAAAAAUUAAAAAAAGAAGAAAAGAAAAACACUUUGGAGGUGGAGGAUGAAAAGAGGGAGACGAGAUCUUCGAGAGGCCACAGUGCGUGCAGUAGUAUUAGCAGCGAAAGAGGGGCAGGCAGCAGUAGAAGUCGGAGCAGUAGCAACAGCAGCCAGUGCACUCGCAGCCUUAGCUCUCGGAGCACCGGUCGAUUGUACUCUCGUUCAAGAGCUCCUUCAUCGGGUAGUGACACCGAAAGAGGAAAAGGAAAGCUGAAGAAAACAGGAGAGAGCAGAGGCCGUGAAAGCAGGAAAGGAAGGCAUUCACACAAGCAUGAUAAGCCGGAACUGAGUGCUGGGUCAAGUGAGGGAACUCCUGACCGAGUUCUGCGGAGCGUUGCUGCAUUGGCAGUGGCCCAGGCACGCCCACCAUCUAGUAACACCCGUUCAUCUGCCAGUCAUCACCGGCAAACCAAAACAUGAUUAGAAAAUGAAACAUAACUGUUAGCUGGUGGAUAAUCAUGUAUUAGAACUGCAGUAAUAAGAAAAGAGAUUUUACGGGUCUUAAGGAAUGGGGAUCAAACUUGCUAGUCAUUAACCAUUGGUCGGUGUUGAGGGGAUGGAUAGUCUGUUGCACUUUUUGGUAGAAGCUUAACUUGCUUUGGGUGCAUUUUCAGAUACUAAGCCAUCUUCAGUGUGCUGAGGGAAUGGAUGGGAAAGUACCCAUUUAAAAUGACAGCAAAACAGUCCUAAAUGAGAUCACAAGGACAGUACCUCAAUAUACUACAAGGAGUUUGGACAGCUGGGCAAGGGGCAAGAGCUGUUAGAUCACACUAUGUACUGUAAUCAUUUAAAGACUGGAAUACUAAUAGAAGUAUCUGUGAGGAUGGGUCACUUAGAUUGUACCCUUAUACAGAAUUUAUUUGUGCUGCACAGAGGAUUGCAAAGUCAUUUAUGCUACAUUUGUAAGAUUGAGAGUUCAAUUGUUGAUGCUUUUAAACAGUUGGCUUACAACGAAAUGUUGCCCAACUGUAGACUAUUGUUUGGUUAAAGAUGAUUGAUAAAUUAAGAAUAUUCUGCGGUUUCUUCCAGGGUAUGAAGAAAGCAGGUCUGUAAAUGUGAUUUUGCUGCACUAUGCUGGAGUUAGUCUCUGCUAAGACCUUUUUGUGUAUUUUUUUCUAUCAAUUACUUUUAAGUCCAGCCUGCAUUUGCACAUCUCACAUAAUGCCCCCUGAAUUAAAAUGUAUUGUAAUUUGUUUUUUUAAAUACAAUUCAAUCAAAUUAAUUCUUUAUUGGUACCUCACAAAAUGUAUGUAUAUCUCUUGAGCUUGUACAAAAUCUUAGUCUGCUUGUCAUUUGCUUUUUGGCAACAUGGAGAUAUGAAAGGUAACUUCAUUUUCGCCUUUUCUAAAGUAUUGGUAUAGUCUACGUUUCAUUAAAUUUCAUCGUUAAGCAGUCAAGUCAUUGUGACAAAGUGAGUGCCUGUUAAUCCUCAUGGGAAUGGAUCCCUGUAUGCCUUGUUCAGAAAAGUUAAGGCUUCAAACAUUUUAGUGUUUAAAAUGUAAUAAAGACAUUUUUUCAACCUAACCCUUCUAUGUUACGGUGCAACCAAACUAAAAUCAUCUUUUCAGUGUAAAUUGCUGUUGUCAAUGUUUCUCUGCAUUGGUCAUUUUAUCACAGGACUCCAGCAAGAAUUUAUUUUUCUUCCCCCUUUUCAGCUUAUCCUUGGCAGACAAGUUGCUGUCUUGGUCCCAUUGUGGGGUUAAAGACUUGUUUGAGUGAAUGGAUAGAAUGUGGUGAUGGUAUUAUUUUUUUGUUGUUUGUCUCUUUUCUAAUUUGUUACAUUCCUUUUGUUCCCUUGUAAUUCCAUAUUGUUUUACUUGAACGAUUGAAACAACAGAAGUCAGUUGAAUAAAAAGACCAAAAAUACACAA